Messenger RNA from Pestalotiopsis fici W106-1, 2076 nucleotides. RefSeq lists its product as uncharacterized. The record is from RefSeq and is a predicted model, not a curated record. The transcript has 5 exons. Lineage: Eukaryota; Fungi; Ascomycota; Sordariomycetes; Amphisphaeriales; Sporocadaceae. Bases 1 to 2076 code for a protein of 691 amino acids.
AUGGAGUAUAAUCUCGACGAGCUAGACACGUCCCUCAGCUCGGCGACGACGCACCAGCCGUCCGUCGGACCACAAAAUAACCACGGUGGUCGUGGUAGCCGCCCCAACCCCGUCCGACGGGGGAGUUCGACGCCAAACGUGCCGGCCACCCGUCGUGGCUCUCUCGUGCCGUCUGCCGAUUUGGCUGGUCCAGUACCGCCAGGCUCAGGACGGCGCCGUCAGCCUAGACUCCAUGAGCUGAACCUGUUCCACUUUGACCUCCGGGAGCUGGUCAAGGACUUGCUGCUUACCGAUGGCGAGAGUCAGUUGUCGUACCAUGAGUAUGCCGUCUUUUCGGCCCCGGACGCACUCGAUGAGCCGGUCUCGCCGUCCAUCAUGUCCAAGGAUGAUGACGGCUUGCGCAUGUUUCACGAUGCCAUGAGGAAUGGGCACGGGCUAGAUGAUGAGGGUAACUUUACAGCGGCCCCAAAAGGCAAAUCCCGUUUACAGGCAAGGGUACGGCAGAUCAUUGCAAAUCGCCGGAUUCGCCCCAACAACCUCGAUUCGGCCGCCAGCACUCCCGACGGACUCUUUCUCACGGUUAAUGAUUAUGAAUCUCUCGGACUCCACUCGGGGACUCUUUCCUCGGCCCAAAGAAUCACUGUCGAGUCCAUGUUCUGGAACCCCCGCCGGGAUGUCUUGAACCUUAUUCUCAGUUUUUCCAACCACCCACAGCCUCCGUAUGACUUUCUCUCCAUGAAAUAUGAGUUACGGAAUCGCACCACGACGGCACUGAUCAGGCGCUCUUUUGACACGAGAUGGCACGACGAAGAAUCGCUGGACGAAUAUGAACGUCGUCUUGAUGCUAGUCGUGACCGGUGGGCACAUCCACUUGUGCUCCCAACAGUCUUGCUCCAGGUCCAGCUUCUCCGAACCGAAGAGGCAGUGGUAGCAAACAAUGGCGAGGUUCUCGAACUAGAAGGCCGAGUGGACGACUUGACCGGGAGUCCUAGGCGUGCCGCCGCCGAGGCCGCCGAGGCCGCCCGGAGACUGUCGGCCAAGAGUGAAAACCAGCCGCUCAAGCUCGACGAUGAUUACAUACCACCGCAGACAAUUCAUCUUAUGAAGGAGGCACACGAUGUAUUGAAGGGUGCGAUUCAACUACUCGAUACGCUCCGAUGGAUGGAGCGAGCCGUCAAGCUUCUUAUUCAAGCGGGCGAUGAACUCGAUAAUCGCAUGAUGGAGUUGAGACAGCAGAAUGCCAGUAGAUCGGCGCUCCCAGAAGACGACGAGAAUGAGCUUUCCAAUCACUGGCACGAGAUCCGGCAGUAUCUUGAUUGUACGUGGCGGCUAUGUACAUCGCUUGAGACGGACAGACGAAUGUCGGAACUGCGUUGUCGCGCACAGAUUGACAUUAUCUACUCGAAAAUGGCUCAGGAAGACAACAACCUGAACGCCCGCAUGGCAGUGGCUUCUACUAGAGACAGUUCGUCGAUGAAGGCUCUGGCUGUCAUUACAGCUAUUUUCCUGCCGGGCGAGUUCAUUAGCAGUUUGUUCGGCAUCUCAAUGUUUGACUGGGAGUGGGGCACCGCCAGCGACAGCGCUCUCGGCGACGACGCCCCAGGGGAUGAGUACCCUCACCCUGUCAUCAUGCCAUUAUUCUGGGUGUAUUGGGCAUUCACAUUGCCCCUGACCAUCUUUAUUGUGGUGCUUUGGAGAGCCUGGUGGGUGAACCAAGACCGCUUCUUCCGGCGACACCUGAGCAUGGAGCUCAGCAACGAGCGGUACUGGACGACCGACGGUAAGCCGCGCGAAUUGGAGACUUCUUUUACGCAGGACUUUUUCAGCCUAUUCCAGCGAAGCGGUGCCGGUAGCACCUCCAACUCAACCAUUCUAGGCUCGAUGCGGCGGAGGACCCUGAGCAUUGACUCGCAGAACCACAAACGCAACAACGGUGUCAACUUUAGCGCUAGCACGACGAUGGGCAAGGAUAAUGACUUUAUUGGUCAGGACCCUGGCGAUGGCAUGGCGACGCGGAUGAGGACGAUAUCGUUUGCACGUGAACCUCGAACGCUUUCGCCGUCGCGAGCGGUCUAG